This is a messenger RNA of Debaryomyces fabryi, 1575 nucleotides long. RefSeq lists its product as uncharacterized. The coding region runs from base 1 to 1575 and encodes 524 amino acids. Lineage: Eukaryota; Fungi; Ascomycota; Pichiomycetes; Serinales; Debaryomycetaceae. The transcript has a single exon. Gene Ontology annotation, molecular function: iron ion binding; oxidoreductase activity, acting on paired donors, with incorporation or reduction of molecular oxygen, reduced flavin or flavoprotein as one donor, and incorporation of one atom of oxygen; heme binding. The record is from RefSeq and is a predicted model, not a curated record.
AUGUCUUUAGAUAAUUUACAAUCAUUUGUUGACGAAAUAUUUCCAUACCUUUCUCAAUGGUAUGUUAUCGCAUUGGGAGGGUUCUUGGUGUGGUAUGUAGCCACCAGUAUAAAGGCUUAUCAAUUUAAACAAAAGCACGGAUGUAAAGAACCUCCAUUAGUGAAAACUGGAUUCCUCGCGAUUGGUAUGUUAGUAGAGCUAUUAAAAGCCAAACGGGAGGGUACGAUGCUUGAGUUCACAGAGGAUGUUUUUGCUACUAUGGGUGUUCUGACAUUUAAGCUUAAGUUGGCUAAAGUACCAAUUCUUUUCACAAAAGAUCCAGAAAAUAUGAAAGCAAUUUUGGCUACGCAGUUUAACGACUUUGCAUUGGGUACGAGACAUGCCCACUUUAAGCCAUUAUUAGGUGAUGGUAUAUUCACUUUAGAUGGAGAUGGAUGGAAGAACUCCAGACUCUUGUUGAGACCUCAAUUUGCACGUGAACAGGUUGCUCAUGUCCAAUCCUUGGAACCACAUUUGCAAACUUUUGCCCAACACGUUAAUAACAAGAAGGGUGAUACGUUUGAUAUUCAAGAGUUAUUCUUUAGAUUGACUGUUGAUACUGCUACUGAAUUUUUAUUCGGAGAAUCGGUCCACUCGUUGCGUGAUGGUACUGUGGACGAUGUUGCGCCUUUAGAUUUUGAUGGGAAGGCAAGUUUUGCAGAUUCUUUCAACCUUUCUCAGACAUAUUUGGCUUCUAGAGCAUACAGUCAGAUGUUCUACUUUUUGAUUAACAAUAAGGAGUUUAGGGAUUCUAAUGUAAGAGUUCAUAAGUUCUGUAAGCAUUAUGUUGAGCAAGCUUUAUCUACAUCACAGGAUGAAUUGGACAAAAAGUCCAAAGACGGUUAUAUUUUCCUUUAUGAGUUGGUCAAGCAGACCAGAAACCCUAAGGUCUUACAAGAUCAAUUAUUAAAUAUUCUCUUAGCUGGUAGAGAUACAACUGCUGGUUUGUUGUCAUUUACUUUCUUUGAAUUAGCAAGAAAUCCAGAUGUGUUUGAGAAGUUGAAAGAUGAAAUAUACGCCCAUUUUGGAGACGGUUCCAACCCUCGUAUUGAAACAAUAACAUUUGAAUCGUUAAAGAGAUGUGAGUAUUUGAAAUUUGUCUUGAAUGAAGUGCUUAGAUUAUACCCUUCUGUGCCUACCAACUUCAGAGUUUCAACUAAAGAUACUACUCUUCCAAGGGGAGGUGGUCCUACGAAAAUGGAUCCAGUCUAUGUAGCAAAGGGUACUACAGUAGCAUACUCUGUUUACACCACUCACAGACUCGAGGAAUACUAUGGUAAAGAUGCGAGAGAAUUCAAACCUGAAAGAUGGGCUGAAAAUAAAAAGUUAGGAUGGGCUUAUGUACCAUUCAACGGUGGGCCAAGAAUCUGUUUAGGUCAACAGUUUGCAUUGACUGAGGCUUCUUAUGUUGUCGUUAGAUUGAUUCAAAUGUUCCCCAACUUGGCCUCUAGAGAUGACAGACCUUAUCCACCUAGGAAAAACGUUCAAUUGACAAUGUGUCAUCAGGAUGGUGUUUAUAUUUCAUUAACUAAGUAG